AUGUCAGACCUCACACCAGACCCUGAGGCCGGCUUCGAACGUCUCGUCGGCAAGUCUAACUACGCUCGUUGGGCCCGGGGCUUCCAAACCAUUGCGAAGCUCAAAGGAGUAUGGAGUCUGGUUUCAGGAAAAGAAAAAGUACUAGAAGAGUCAUACUUGUAUGGCCACCAUUCUAAGGAGUACUUCGACCUCAAUUGCACAAAGUGUUUCGAACGUAAUCAAACUUACACCGCGCAAAAUGUGAGAGUCCAAACUGCGCAGGGACUUCUGGAGUUCUGGGUCAAUCCCGACAUCCGAUACGAGAUCAAGUCUGAACAAUGCCCAAGCGAUGCUUGGUGGCACCUCGAGGAAGUAUACAAGAUGGAAGACGAGGACGCUAUAAGACUUGCUUACGAAGCCCUCAACGGACUGCAUUUGAAGGACUUCAAGAACAUGUCGGAAUAUCUAAAGGAACACCGUCUGGUCAGAGCGGACUUGCUGGACGCAAACGCUAUAGUCACCCCAGGCGAGCUGAUUGACAACAUCAUGGGCGGACUGAAUGGGACUUACCUCGAUCGAGUACCUGCAUCUCGGCUACAAGGGCUGGAGCAUAUCACAAGUCUCGGAGUACUGGCUGAUGAACUUCUCGAGCUCGAGAGGGUAUAUGCCAAACUAUAG
Messenger RNA from Exophiala viscosa, 657 nucleotides. RefSeq lists its product as uncharacterized. The transcript has a single exon. Bases 1 to 657 code for a protein of 218 amino acids. The record is from RefSeq and is a predicted model, not a curated record. NCBI's taxonomy places the organism in Eukaryota, Fungi, Ascomycota, Eurotiomycetes, Chaetothyriales, Herpotrichiellaceae.